ACGGCCCCAUUAAGGGAUGACAGCUUCAGAGAGAAGAGGGCAGCAGCGCUGAGGUCCCUCCCAGAGCCGGCGAGGCACACCGGAGCGCUCGCGCCGCAAGGUCACCCCCCGGCUGGCCGCGGGCGGCUCUCCUCUGCAUUGGUCUGCUGGGGAGGGCGGGCGGGCGGGCGGGCGGGCGGGAGGGAGGGGUGGUGGUGGAUGGGGGCUGGGGUGGGGUGGGGUGGGGUGGGGGAGAGAGGGAGAGGGAGCGCAUCUGGGCUGUCUCGAAGAGACGAGCAGGAUGGAAACCAGGAAGGAGAUGGUGAUGUUUCUGGAAGGGAGUCCUCUCGGCGCUCUGGUCGGCAAGAGGGCGCCCGCGGUGGCCGAGAGCCCAGGCCAGGAACCUCCGGACAAGAUGAUCCGCCGCAGCUGCCUCAGCCCCCGCUUCGGCGCCUUGUCCUCCCGAGAGAGAGGAGGGGGCAGGCUGGAAGAGGCGGAGGAGGAGGAAGAUGAGGAAGAGGUGGAGGUGCUGCCGGGGACAGGGACGGUGCCGGAGAGCCGCUCUGCCGCCGCGCUCCUCUCGGCCGGCCAGCCCGCCCCCCUCCCCCACCCGGCCGCCGCCAAGGGCCAGCAGAGCAGCUCGGACACCGAGUCGGAUUUCUACGAGGAGAUCGAGGUGAGCUGCACCCCGGACUGCGCCACCGGCAACGCCGACUACCACCAGCACAGCAAAGGGCAGAGCUCGGACACGUCGGCAGGCAGCCCCGGCAGCGGAGGGGACACACCUAAAGGCGGUGGCAGCGGCAGUGGCGGCGGCGGCGGUUCUCAAGGGCCGCUGACCUGCAGCGCCAGCGACCAGAUGCGCCGCUACCGCACGGCUUUCACCCGCGAGCAAAUCGCCCGCUUGGAGAAGGAGUUCUACCGGGAGAACUACGUCUCCAGGCCCAGGAGGUGCGAGCUGGCGGCUGCCUUGAAUCUGCCGGAGACCACCAUCAAGUCUAAGGUUGAAGAGGGGAUGCGAACUUACCUGGGAGUAAGCCCUAUUGCUUCCGAAGGACUAUCCCCAGGAGUGAACGGUGUGGUUCCAGAAUCGCCGGAUGAAGGACAAGCGGCAGCGCCUGGCCAUGACUUGGCCCCACCCAGCGGACCCGGCCUUUUACACCUACAUGAUGAGCCACGCGGCGGCCACGGGCAACCUGCCCUACCCGUUCCCGUCCCACCUGCCCCUGCCCUACUACUCCCACAUGGGUCUGGGGGCCACCUCGGCCUCCUCCGCGGCCGCCGCCCCCUUCAGCUCCCCGCUGAGGCCGCUGGACACCUUCCGGGUCCUGUCGCACCCCUACCCCCGGCCGGAGCUGCUCUGCGCCUUCAGGCACCCCUCCCUCUACGCCGCCGGCCCGGCCCACGGACUCAGCGCCGCCGCCGCCGCCGCCGGGGGCAGCCCCUGCUCUUGCCUGGCGUGCCACGGGGCCCAGUCCAACGGGCUGCCCCAGCGGCCUUCGGGAUCGGACUUUACCUGCUCGGCCACCACCAGGACGGACUCUUUCCUCACCUUCACGCCCUCGGUGCUGAGCAAAGCCUCCUCGGUCGCGCUGGACCAGCGGGAGGAGGUCCCCUUGACCAGAUAGAAGCGUCAUCUCAGGGGGUCUCUUCUCCCCUCCCCUUCAAGAGACCCGCGGCCCGUCCUGGGACUGUCCUCUGGGGUAUCGUCCAUUGCGCGGAGCGGACUCCUGCAGGAGCGCAAACCAGACCCGAGGAGGAGCCGAAACGCAGCCGGGUCUCCCCAGGAUGGACCAUUGGACCCCCCCACCCCGUGCCAGUCCGUGGAAGUCUCCACUCCGGCCGAAACCCCAAACGACUGAUGGGCAGGGAGGACUUGGCCCCGUGGGCAGCUAUCAAGCAAAGACUGACAAACAUUAUUUGCACCGCAGGGCGGGGGGGGGGGGGGGAGAGCUGGGCCGUCUUUUUUCCUCCCUCUUGGAAGGACUUAUCUCAGCCUCAGCAGCGGGCGAGGGGGGGGCUCUCCUUCUCCAUCGAAAGCAGAUGCAUAAGCUUGUUAUGUGACUAAAAGGGAAAUCUGAAAUACUUGAAAGGAAGGCAUUGUCGAUCUUAACAAAAUGUAUGCUCGAUGAAAGUAAAGGUUUAUUCUCUGCCCGAUUAAAAAAGAAA
This is a messenger RNA of Sphaerodactylus townsendi, 2148 nucleotides long. It is a transcript of the gene EVX1, whose product is annotated as even-skipped homeobox 1. The coding region runs from base 281 to 2047 and encodes 588 amino acids. Lineage: Eukaryota; Metazoa; Chordata; Lepidosauria; Squamata; Sphaerodactylidae. The record is from RefSeq and is a predicted model, not a curated record. The transcript has 4 exons. Gene Ontology annotation, molecular function: DNA-binding transcription factor activity, RNA polymerase II-specific; RNA polymerase II cis-regulatory region sequence-specific DNA binding. Gene Ontology annotation, cellular component: nucleus. Gene Ontology annotation, biological process: regulation of transcription by RNA polymerase II.